GUGAAAUCGAGUAGUAUGUUUUCUGUGGUAGUCAGUGCUGCCAUCAUACUGGAAACAAUAUUUUGACAUUUUGCAAAGUAAUCAUGGCGUCAGAACGGUAUAGUUUCUCGCUUACGACUUUUAGCCCCUCUGGAAAAUUAGUUCAGAUUGAAUAUGCAUUAGCCGCUGUAGCAGCUGGCGGUACUUCCGUUGGCAUAAAAGCCUCGAACGGCGUGGUGAUCGCGACUGAGAACAAACACAAGAGCAUCCUGUACGAUGAACACAGCGUCAACAAGGUGGAGAUGAUCACGGGGCAUAUCGGUAUGGUGUACUCCGGCAUGGGCCCGGACUACCGGCUGCUGGUGACGCAGGCGCGCAAGAUGGCGCAGCAAUACUACCUCAUGUACCACGCGCCGAUCCCCACGGCGCAGCUCGUGCAGAGAGUGGCCACGGUCAUGCAGGAGUACACGCAGUCCGGCGGCGUUCGUCCGUUCGGCGUGUCGCUGCUGGUGUGCGGCUGGGACGGCGGCCGCCCCUACCUGUUCCAGUGCGACCCCAGCGGCGCUUACUUCGCGUGGAAAGCCACCGCAAUGGGCAAGAACUUCAAUAAUGGCAAGACUUUCUUGGAGAAGAGGUACACAGAAGAACUGGAGCUGGAUGACGCGGUCCACACAGCGAUACUGACCCUGAAGGAAGGCUUCGAGGGUCAGAUGACGGCGGACAACAUCGAAGUUGGGAUUUGUGACGCCGCCGGCUUUAGGAGACUCGAGCCUCAACACGUCAAGGAUUAUUUGGCUAACAUCCCAUAAUUAUGUAUAUAAAAAAAGAAAAAAAAAAACAUGUAUGUACAAUCGUCCACACGUCAAAAUAUUAAUUCAAGGUCAAAAUUAGUGUUGCCAUUCGAUAUUCAAUUAUUAUUAUUAUUUGCGAAUGCUUUUUUUUUUCAUACAACAAACUAGGACUAAAAAUCGAGAGGCGAUCCAUCAAUUCGCAAGGACACAAUCGAUAUUCGUAAA
Molecule: messenger RNA, 995 nt
Organism: Plodia interpunctella (Indianmeal moth)
Lineage: Eukaryota; Metazoa; Arthropoda; Insecta; Lepidoptera; Pyralidae
Gene: Prosalpha2
Product: Proteasome alpha2 subunit
Exons: 6
Coding region: 84-788 (234 amino acids)
Biological process (GO): ubiquitin-dependent protein catabolic process; proteasomal protein catabolic process
Cellular component (GO): proteasome core complex, alpha-subunit complex; proteasome core complex
Source: RefSeq, a predicted model, not a curated record